UCGGCACCUUCUCAUGACCCGCCUCUUUAACUUUGGGAUGGCGAGAAUAAGUUUCAUGUAGUUUAACGGAUUUGUCUGGCAUAUGAUAGACAGCCUACAGGAUAAUUUGAGUGUCAGCUCUUCAAUCCAAACCUCGUUGUUUAGACUUUUACGAAACCAGAGAGAAGAGGGAGAGAGACUCGAAUAUAUGCGCCUGUCACCAUGCCGGCAGAUAUUAGUUUAUUUGACCUGGUGAAUUUAUCCAUCGGGACCCCGGAGCCGGGCGCAGUCCAGUUCAACGCACUGCACACGCUCCUUCACGCCCUGAUCAAGCAACUCAACAUCCAGGAUGUCAAGACCGAGUGGAUGGACCCAGAGUCCGGCCGGGACUUCAAGACCCCGCCGCCGAGCACUCUGGAGGUGCCCCGGGAGAAGCCCAGCCCGUACCACCACAUGGAGGGUAAACUGCGGCAAAUCGAGAAGCAGUUAUCCGCCCUGGAGAGGCUACCCAGCGGCACGGAACUGCUGACGCGCACCUCCAGCACCACCACCGGAGCCGCGACACCCGUUAACGACAUGUGGCAAUUCAUGCAGCUCCGUCGGAAGAUGCAGGCGAACGAGGAUGGGGUCUCUAAGUGCAUGGGUUUGCUGCAGGACCUGAUGAAGUCCAUCCAGGAGCUGAAGGAGAGCAAGGAGGCCGCCUGCGGGGCUCUGGAGCACCACAUCCAGACACUGGAGACGCAGAUCACAGAGCUGAGGGAGAGUGAUGUGCCCGAUCGCCUGAAUGCGCUGGAGCAACAGAGACCCCUACUGGACAACCUGGAGCAGAGCAUGAGGGAUCUGACGGAGCGUCUUGACAAGUAUCCUGAUCCAGAGGAGAUGACUGAGUUUGUCACCUGGGAGGUCCUGCAACACACACUCGACACUGAGAGAGAGAACAUGAUGGAAGACAUGAAAAAGAAUCGGGUUGUCGGCAACCCCUUCCGGCCCUUCAUGAUCCGACGCACCAGUAGUGCCCACUCGCGCAUCACUCACCAUCAGGAAAUGCUGCCAGACGCAAUGCUACAAGCUUUCCACAACCAGCCCUUGCCAUUUCCUGCUGGGUCCAUGCCAUCUCAUGCUGGGCCCUUGCCAUCUCGCACCGGGUCCUUCCCGGAUCUCAGUUCCAAUCCCUCCUCUGGCGCCCCUGGCAUCACGGACGCGGGCGCGGGCGCAGGCGUAGGCGCGGGCAUCUUCCCUCCCAGGCUGCCGCCCAACGCUGGUGCCCCCAUGCCCCCUUUCAACAUGUUCCCCGGCCCAAAUGCUGCCGGCGCGUCGUCGUCGGACCCGUACGAUGGCGAGUACGAUGCCAGCGCGGCGGGCGUGGGCUCAGUGCUGUCGGACUCGGCUCUGGGCACCGCCACUGUGGCGGCCUCCGAGGACGAUGACAUGACAGCGGACGAUGCCAACUCCUCCUCGCCACCCCUCGGCUCGGAGCUGCUGCAGGUGCCACCGGCUCCACACGGGUCCUCGCCGCCUCGUGGCGCACCCAUGGGGGGCCCCUCCACACCUCAUGCCGCCCGCCCAGCUUCUGCUGGUUCUGCUGCUGCCGGCGCCCCUGGACAGCGCAUGCCCCACCCCGCCGCGGCUCACUACGUGCCUGCAUCGCACUACAGCCCCAGCGAGGACUCCGCUCCCCAGGCCUUCAUGCCCCAUCCCCAGGCCUUCAUCUACCACCCCCAGGGUGGCUACCACCAUGGCACCACCUACCAACCCCAGCCUGGCCACCCGGGCACCACCACCUACCAACCCCAGGAUGGACACGACCCCCAGGCCGGAGUCCCGGAGCUGUCCCUGUCCCUGUCGGACGGGGGCAUGGUGCCCCUGUCGCGCGUCAGCAGCGGGGCGCUGGCGUACCCCAACACCCUGAACGCCCUCAGGACCAUCGGUGGUCUCGGCGGUCGGCUGGCCAGCCUGGAGGAGCGCGUGGGCCAGCUGGAGACGCUGAAGGCGGACCAGGACAGACUGGACGAGCUCCGAGAGUCCGUGCAGGAGAUCUGCGGGAGAGAAACGCAUGAUAGCCAACUGAUGGAGGAGGUGAAUCAGCUGAGAGGUCUGGUGGACACGCUGGUGUCAAACAAGGAGCAGGCGAGGGCAGGUGAGGUGUUACACACAGUCAGUGAAGAGAGGGAGUUAGAACAGCAGCAGAGCACAGAGAUAGAAGACCUGAGGAGUGUGGUAAAGAAGUUAGAAGAGGAGAUGAGCCUGCUCCAAAGAGAAGGAAGAGAUGGAGAGGAGACUGCAGCCAUGCAGCAGCAGCUGGAGCAGCUGCGGGGCACGCUGGAACACAUGAUCCAGUCCUCCUCCGUACUGCUGGAAAACAGCCUGGAGCAGCACCAGCAACAGAACCAGAUCCAGGCCCAGAUCCAGAACCUAGAUCCAGCUCAGAACCAAAUCCUGGAGGAGGAGAGAGACAGAGACAGCGAGAGCGAGAUGGAGUUUGAGCUGGUGGUGGACAGGAGUAGGGAGAUAGAGAUGGAGAGGGAGAGAGAGAGGGAGAUGGCCAGGAAUGCGGAGAUUGGCCGCUCUGUGGGGGUUAGCCGCAGGGUCAGUCUGCUCUACCAGAGGUACGAGAGGCUACAGGGCCUGGUCAACACCCUCAGGGCCAAGCAGCAACACCCCCCAGGGCCAGCGGGAAGAGGAGGAGGAGGACGCAUGCAGAUGCAGCAGGAUGGAGCGGCCAUGAGUAAUAUUCAGAGCGCCAUUCUGCAGCUCCAGGCCGAGUGUGAACACCUGAUGGAGCAGCACAUCCAGAAACAAGCCAACAUCGACGAACUCUUUAAGAGUGUGGAGGUCCUGGAUGAGAAGAAAGCGGAUCGAGACCUGGUGGAGAUGGAGAUACAGAUCAAAGCUGAUAAGCGUGCGCUGGAGAGCAAGGUGAGCCGGCUGCAGUUUGACACCAUGACGGACCAACUCAACGGAAUGUUCCAGGAGCUGAUGAGUAAGAUGACUAUCCAGGAGCAGGACUGGCACAAAGUCAUAGACCAUAUAUCCAUGGAGAUGCAGAACAAGCUGAACCGCAUAGAGCUGGACCCUGUUAAGCAACAGCUGGAGGAUCGCUGGAAAAACAUCCGCAAGAAGCUACAGGCCCAGCCAGCCCCAGAACCUAGUGACGCUGCCGGACUACGCAGGCAGCUGGUGGCCAGAUUCCACUGCAUUUCCUGUGACCGACCUGUGGACAACAUGAUCCCCGGCCCUUACCUGUGUCCGAUCCCCUUCACCCCUGGCCUGCAUCCGCACAAGUCCAAUCGGCCCUACACCGUCUUCGAACUGGAGAACAUACGGCAGCAUAGUCGGAGCCUGCGUCCGGGGACCAAUCACAGUCACUAUGAGGUGGCGGUGAUGGAGCGCAACCUGGUGCAGGUGCAGAGGCUCCACAGUCACCUGUGCCAGCAGCUGGAGCGCGCUCAGAGCAGACUGGCCCCCGAGCCACGCCCCAUCAUGCAGGCACUGCCACCGCCGCGGACAUUAUCACACUCCGCUUCUGGCAGCAGACAUGACCGCGUGGAGCUAUCGGAGUCGGCCAUCGCCCGUAGCUGUGGCGGCUCACACACCCUGACGUACCGCCAGCGCCGCCACACGCGCCUACAGCAGCUCACACACCUCAUACAGGCGGAGGAGGAGAUCCCUCCGAUACGCACGCCACGCACACAGCCCGAGGAGGUGGACAUUCUGGGUCUGGACGGCCACAUCUACAAGGGCCGGCUGAACACACUCAACUCUCGGCCAAUGAAAAGUCUCAAAGACAGACUACCGGUCAUCGUCGUGAAGGAAGAAAAGGGCAAUAUUCAGCAGAAGCUAACAGUGUCUCCAAAGACGUCAGAGAUGGGCCGCGUGUCGCCAGCUAGACCUCAGAGUGCCAACACACUUCGCAGCCGUUCAGCCUCCUCCACCAGCAUGAAGGACCGCCCCCUGUCCUCCAUUGGCUGCUUGUCCCAGGACGGCGACCAACCACAGCACGGCGACAUGCAGCUGACUGUGGACAUCACCCAAUUGGAGGACGAGCCUUUGACGAGCCUGUGAUAGCCCCGUUGUCAUUAUAUAUACUUACAUAAAUUAAUAAAGAUGUUUACAUUUCCUGAGCAAACCAA
Messenger RNA from Engraulis encrasicolus (European anchovy), 4109 nucleotides. Its product is annotated as glutamine-rich protein 2. The transcript is spliced from 22 exons. Lineage: Eukaryota; Metazoa; Chordata; Actinopteri; Clupeiformes; Engraulidae. The coding region runs from base 202 to 4041 and encodes 1279 amino acids. The record is from RefSeq and is a predicted model, not a curated record.